AUGCUCAAAAAAGUUGUAUCUGUUGGAAAGCUCUCUGUGCUCCCAAGUAGUCCUCUUUGCUUUCACCACCGUGGUGGUGCUGUCCUAAAACAAAGUUCUUCUUCACCGGUCUCUCAGUCUAUAGCCGUAUCUCUGCCAAAGUUAAAGUUAUACCAACAGUCCUUUGCCUCUGCUGCUGCUGUAUCGUCAUCAUCGUUGUUUCAAUCAACCAUAUAUCAAAAAGUGAAUGAAAUGUCUGCCGCUGUCAGUCCUCAAACUCACGUGUUGAAAAGAUUCUAUUGCUCCCAAAACGUAGAUCCUGACUUUAUAAUCAAAAAACUAUGGAUUGAUGAUGUAAGAAAUGUUAAAUUUGAUUUAAAAGUAUUCUUGACGGGCACACCUUUAAAGAGUUUGGUAUCGAGAAUUCAAAAUAUUCUUCCCAAAGAAGUAUCAAUUGAAAGUCUUACCAUGAUGCCAUUAAGUAGAGGUGCUUAUAUUACCUUGAAAUAUCACAAGAGUCUGACAUUUAAAGAUGUAAUGAUGUGUAUUAUUGGCAAUGCUUACUUGUACAACCUUCGGUUCUAUUGUUCUGUGGUAAGUGGGGCGAUGGAAACUAGCCAUUACAAAAUCAACACCUCCAAAACUCUGUUUGUCAAAUGUGUAGGUUCUGCCCAUGAUGGAGAUAUACACAAUUUACUCGGUACAUGUGGUAUUAUAAAGAAAAUGAAAAGAAUAGAUAUUCCAUCUUUUGGUAAAUUCAAGCUUGGUACAUAUUUUCUUGUAACCUUUAAAGACCAUCAACAAGCAAUAAGGGCACUGAAAUGUAUGGAUAAAUCUGACUUUGGAGACUGUUAUUUGUUUGUUAAACAAUAUGAAAGUUUGUUAGAAAUAAUGGUUCUUAUUUCACUUUUGGUGUUAAUCAUUUUAAUUCGGACUAAUCAAUUCAUCCGACAAGUUUUUGGUGAUGAAUACUUGAAAUCAAUUGGAAUUGAUGAUUCAAAACUACAAAAGGUUUCAAAACUCUUUGGAAUUUAA
Cavenderia fasciculata is the source of this 1014-nucleotide messenger RNA. RefSeq lists its product as uncharacterized. NCBI's taxonomy places the organism in Eukaryota, Evosea, Eumycetozoa, Acytosteliales, Cavenderiaceae. The transcript has 4 exons. The record is from RefSeq and is a predicted model, not a curated record. Gene Ontology annotation, molecular function: nucleic acid binding. The coding region runs from base 1 to 1014 and encodes 337 amino acids.